UUUAGUAUGCAAACUGAUCGACGGUCAGCCUGAACACGGACCAGUUAUGAGCAUAAAUGCACUUCGACUGUCAGCAUGCUUGAGGUUACAUUCGUAGUCUUCGAGGCUCCGGUCGCUUUGGAAGCGUGACAAAGGCUACUUGUGACAUGGAACGACUGGAGAUGGCAUGCUUGCAUGUUGUGUCUCCUCAUUAGGCUGGUCUGGUAUUGGCAAACCCGACAGAGUCAAAGGGUGAAACGGCGAUGUGCGGUACAUUGCGUGUACGUUUGCUUGAAUACAUUUUCGAUGGUGAUCGGCAUCUGUCCGAAAUGUCACUUGUCGCGUCCCGUCGUAAGGUGGUGGACGAUUGAAGACGCCCUGGAACGACUCGGCCGACGAAGCGGCAUACCUAGUUAGCGCACUCAAGGGAUCGGGGGCCAGGGCUGUGG
Dissoconium aciculare CBS 342.82 is the source of this 428-nucleotide messenger RNA. RefSeq lists its product as uncharacterized. Bases 175 to 396 code for a protein of 73 amino acids. Lineage: Eukaryota; Fungi; Ascomycota; Dothideomycetes; Mycosphaerellales; Dissoconiaceae. The transcript has a single exon. The record is from RefSeq and is a predicted model, not a curated record.